CUCACAAAUUCACUGCGGCAGACAUAUCAUACAAUAAAACUGUUCCAUCUGAGCUUGGGAGGAGGCUGAAGCUUCCCCUGCUCAAGCAAAUGUUUUCAAUAAUAGAAUUCAUAAAAAGACAGAUGGGAGUAGAAAAUGUUGCAAUGAAGAAUCUGGAAUGAGAUGAGAUCACAGCAUCGGCCUGUCUUUUGUGGACCUGGACAAUGAUCACAGAGGCAGAUUGGAUUAGGGAAACCUCUUGACUGGAAGUUCAGAGCAGUCGCCAGAUAAAGGACACGCUUCAGGGAGAGACGGCUGAAAUAAAAUGCAUCAGAUUUACAGCUGCAGCGAUGAAAAUUUAGAAGUUUUCACCACUGUGAUUUCAUCCAAAGUGUCCAGUCCAGCCAGAAGAAAAGUCAAAAUCUCACAACAUCUUUUGACCAAAAGCGUGGUAGCAGUGACUGAUUAUCACAUUCAUGGGCCUCUAGAGCUUCUGCCCCACAGGAAUGAUCGACUUCAGGUCCUUUGCAGAGAAAGUGAAGAAAGGAGGUUUGGCCGCCUCCAGAAUGGGCAACAUGGACAGCCCCUGUCCAAAACCAUGACCAGACAUGUGGGAAUUUCUGAACCCAAACCAUUAAUUUUGUGUGGGAAUCGAGCAUAUGGAAAAUCUCUGAUAUCCCAGACCUCACUGCCCAGGAUCACCAUGAAACAACCUCCUGUGAAUGAAGUAAUAGCAACAGAAGAAAAUGACCAAACUCUGACAAAGGAACCUAGAAGACUGGCCAGGAAGAUGCCUGAAGAUGAUCCAGCCUUUUCCCAGGGAGCAGAAGCCUCCGUACCACUGACAGGCAGAACUAGCUGUGGCACUCCCAAUAUCCUUCGGAAAAUGUGGAUGAAGCACAAAAAGAAAUCAGAAUACUUGGGAGCCACAAAUUGCGCCUUUGAGGCAGACUGAAAGGUGAUCUUUCCUCCUGGAGCUGCUGAGUUCUCCAAAUUUGGGAUUGCUUUUGCAAUGGCAAUGGUCCUUUCCAGCUCCAAAUACUAAGAUCCCCAAUAAUACAAUAAUUCAAGGUAUUGAGUCACACCCUCCUCUCCUAGUGGAUAAUUCAAAACAUACCAUUAUUCCUCCCUUUUCACAAAUAUGCCUCCCUUGAGAUAGAGGAACAGAAUUUACCCCAAAGACAAGAUAUUUCUUCUUAGAAGCAGUCACAAAUUAAAAAAAAAAAUUGACUUGAUGUGUAUUCUAUCCAUGUGUUUUCUAGCACAAUUUUCAUGCAAACUCCUUUCUGUUUUCAAAGACCUUCAUAGGAGGUCUUCUCUUCUCUAGUCUAUCAUCUAUACAAUAAGAGGGUUGGGUUAGAUCAAGAGUCCUUAGUCUGAGGUCUUUGACCUUUUUAAAAUAAAUACAUAUAUUUUGAUAAAUAUAUUUCAACAUUUUCAGUUUCCUUUGUAAUUCUAUGUAUUUUAUUUUAUGAGCAGCUAGGUGGUAUAAUGCCUACUAUGGUCAAAUCAUCUUGACCUGCCUCAGUUUCCUUAUCUGUAAAAUGAGCAGGACAAGGAAAUGGCAAACUAAUCCAGUAUCUUCACCAAGAAAACCCCAAAUGGGGUCACAAAAAAUCAAGACAACUAAAAAUGACUCAACAACAAUAAUAUUCAGAGGUAUCCAUUGCUUUUAUGAGCUACCAAAAGGAACCUUGACACAAAAUAAGUAAUGAUAAAAUAACCCCAGGAUUAGAUGAUUGAGUUCUAAGGUCCUUAACUUCUCUCUGCUCUGUUAAAACUGCUCCUGACUCUGAUGUCAUUAUAAGAGAUGGAUGUUGAGUCACCAGUGAAGCACAAUGGUCCUUUCUAUGCCUCUUACCACAUUCACUUGUUUAUUGAAUUCUUUUUAAUGAGUAUUCAUAACUGGUAUGAUAAAGUACCAAAAGAUAUUCCUUUAUUAAUUCCAAUAUCAGCUUCAGUCUGCCAUCAAGAUAUUUCUGUCAGGACUUUGGAAUCAUGGUAUGUGUGAAUCCUUAAUUCUUUUAUGUGUAAGACAUUCUGGAAGAAUGACUAAGAAAUAUGUGCUAUUCCAAAGUAUCACAGUCUAGUAGAAAAAAAAAUCUUAUAUUUAUAUAGAGCUUUUAACUUUCCAAAGUGUUUUCAUAUACAUUAUUUCAUUUCAUCCACUCCUAAUUCUUUAGGCAGGAAGGAUGAGUCUUAAUAUCCCUGUUUUACAGAUGGGAAAACUGAGGCAUAAAGUUUAUUUAAAUGACUUACUUGUCCACAAUCGAACAGCAAUUCAGUCACCUAUCAAUCAGCAAUUUACUCAUCUAAUGGAACUUGAAACCAGUCCCCAAUAUUCUUUUCUUGAUAUCAUGCUAUCAUGUCUUUGUCUAAGCUCUAUAACCUAAUUGUAUAUAUGACCUUGGUCCUGUCAUUGGCUGUGCGUGUGUGUGUGUGUGUGUGUGUGU
Antechinus flavipes (yellow-footed antechinus) is the source of this 2432-nucleotide messenger RNA. RefSeq names its product vexin (gene VXN). Lineage: Eukaryota; Metazoa; Chordata; Mammalia; Dasyuromorphia; Dasyuridae. The transcript is spliced from 6 exons. Bases 305 to 934 code for a protein of 209 amino acids. The record is from RefSeq and is a predicted model, not a curated record. Gene Ontology annotation, biological process: neuron differentiation; neurogenesis.